AUGAUGUUAACAAAUUUUAAUGGUACUUAUUAUCUUAAAUAUUUUCUUAUAUGUUUAAUUAUUUUUUCCAUCAUAAUUAUUUAUCAUAACAAUUUUACUUCAUUGCAUAAUUUGAUUGUUAUUUCAAAUCAAAUAUUUACAAAAGAAUUUCAACAAACUUAUUAUUAUCAUCAUUAUUAUCAAUUACCUUCGUUAAGGAAUAAACAUUGUACAUAUUCUACAUGUUUUAAUAUUCAUAAUUGUAUUCAUGAACUUGUUCAUAAAUCAUUGCAUACUAUUAGAAUUUAUGUUUAUCCUAUAGAAAAUAAUUCAUUAUUUACAAGUUUUAGUGAACAAUUUAUUACUUUAUAUAAUACUAUCUUAUCUAGUAAAUAUUAUGUAAAUCGCAUUGAACAAGCAUGUAUCAUUGUGCCAGGGCUAGAUUUAUUAUAUGCUUAUUCGGAUGACAAUCAAAUGAUCGAUUUAUCUAUGCGUUAUUUACAUCAUUUACCAAGUUGGAAUGAAGGGAAAAAUCAUUUAAUUGUGAAUUUCCUAUCAAAUGAAAAAUUGCAGAAUUCUGCUUCAGCUAUUGUUGCCAGUGCUAGUCAUACCAGUUUAACAUUCAGACCAAAAUUUGAUAUUGUUCUACCUGCAUUUAAUCCAUUCACUGUUGUAGUGAAUCAAGGUAUUUAUGAAAGACGUACUAUAUUUUUGAUAGUUUUCCAGUCUACCGAUGAGAAAUUCAUCAACCAAGUGCAAUAUCUUUUAUUAGAUUCUCGUACAUUCAAUUCAAAUUCACAACAAACUAUACUUGUCCUAGAUUAUUCAUCAAAUCAAUCUAAUACAACCUAUAAUCAACGUUUUGCACUAGUAUCUGAAUCUCAUUAUCGUCAAAGUAUGAAAAAAUGGAUAAAUUACUCGGAAUCAUUGUGUUCUAGUGAAUUUUGCUUGAUAAUUGAUGCAGACAAUGUAAAUCGUUUUAAUUUGUAUGAUAGUUUAGCAUGUGGUUGUAUCCCAGUGAUUGUCAAUGAUGAAAUUGUUUUACCUUUCUCAGAAGUCAUUGAUUGGUAUAAAAUCUCUAUUCAGAUUCCUCGAGCAAAAUUUCAAAAAAUCCCAUCCAUUUUAUCAACAUAUUCAUUGAAAGAAAAAUUUCUUCUUCGAAAACAGAUAAUGUUUAUUUAUCAACGUUAUUUUUCAUCAAUUGAAAAAAUUAUAUUGACUACUUUGGAUAUAUUAAAUGAUCGUGUAUUUCCUCAAUAUUCACGAUCUUAUGCUGAAUGGAAUUAUCCUAAUUAUUCUAAGGUUGGAUUACCUAUAUCACCAGUAUUAUUUUACCCAGCUAAAUCUUUUCCACGUAUCGGAUUUACCGCUCUCGUUCGAGCUCACAAUCAUUUUUCACUACUUUGUAUUUUGUUAAAAUCAAUUCAAUCUGUAAAAUCCUUGAAGCAGGUUGUUGUUGUAUGGACAAAUAAAAUUUAUCCAGUUCCUGAUUCUGCAUUAUGGCCAACUUUAACCGUCCCUUUAAGUAUAGUUCGUUCAGCUUAUGGCUCAGUAAAUGGUCGAUUCUUUCCUUAUCGACAAAUAAAAACUGAAGCUGUUUUUUCUAUUGAAGAAGAUACAUGCUUACCUUCGGUUGAUUCAAUCGAACGUGCAUUUGAGUUAUGGUGUGAAAAUCCUGAACGACUAGUCAGCUUAUCUGAUAAAUCUAUCUGGCAUUUGUAUGAUGACAAUCAAUCGUUUUCUGCUAGUUUCUCAUCAGUAUUCUUCCAUAAACAUUAUUUACAUUUGUAUACGGAUCUAUUGGCAAAUCCUAUCAAAGCAUUUAUCGAUAAUUUAGAUACAUGUGAAGAUAUUUUCUUUUAUUGGUUCAUUAUACAAACAUCUGAUGGUCAAUCAGUAUUGAACAGUAGCCAAAGUGGCAAUAAUUCAACUAUUAUAGACUAUAAUUCAUCUAAUUUAUAUAAUUUUACUAAUGAAUGUCAUAUUACACCGAAACAUUGUUCAUUUUAUGUAAGUCAAUUGAAAGCAUUUAUGAAACAAUUUGAUCGAACAAAUUAUUAUCCAAUGAAAAUUUCUCAUAUAACAGCUGGUGCCUUAUAA
Schistosoma turkestanicum is the source of this 2079-nucleotide messenger RNA. NCBI's taxonomy places the organism in Eukaryota, Metazoa, Platyhelminthes, Trematoda, Strigeidida, Schistosomatidae. The record is from the annotation of a GenBank genome assembly.